CCGGACUCUGGCGCCGGUCGCUGAGGCGCGGGGCGGCCCCGGCGCGGGCAGCUCCCAGAGAUUGCCUGAGAUGCUGAGGUUUCGAAGCUGAGCACUACAUGCUGGAUUACAGAGCUGCUCACCUUGGCUCAUGUGCAAUAUCAUGGGGAAACUGCAGAGUAAAAUCAACUGCAGCACCUCCAAAUACAGGCCUGAUGAUUAUGUAGAAGACGACAGUCCUGCCCAGGCUGUUCAGCAAUACAUCCCUGCUCACACUGACGCCGUCACUUCUGUGGCUGCUCUAACAUCGGAUCUCUGUGUGUCGGGAGGAAAUGACAAGACUGUAGUCGUGUAUAACUGGAGAUCGGGAGCAGUGCUGAAGAGGUUCGUGGGACAUCAACGUGAAGUGACUAAGGUGGCCUGUGUCUUUGAAUCCAACAGUUUUUUCAGCGCCUCCCGUGACAAGACAGUCAUGAUGUGGGAGCUACACAGGAACUCGGGGCCAAGCCAGCACUUCCCAGGACAUGACUUGGUUGUAACUGGACUGGCGGUGAGCCCAGACUCUUUACAGCUGUGCACAGGUUCAAGGGACAACACCAUGUGCAAGUGGGACAUAGAGACCGGGGAGUGUCUGCGCAGAGCUGCCAUCUCCAGGAAUCUGGUAACACACCUGUGCUGGGUUCCUGCAGAGCCGUUUGUCAUCCAGACGUCAGAGGAUAAAACAAUCAGGAUCUGGGACAGCCGGGAGCUGCAGGUGGCCCAUACGUUCCCAGUAAAGCAGUAUAUUCAGACCUACUGCGAUGUAAGCCAGGACGGCCGGUACUGCAUCAGCAGCAGCAAUGGCUUUGGUGGGGAGGGCUGCGAAGCCACACUGUGGGACCUAAGGCAGACAAGAAGCCAAGUGCGUGAGUACAAGGGGCAUUUCCAAACCACUACAUCCUGUGUCUUCCUUCCCAAGGGUCUAGGUCUGACCCCAGUCGUUGCCACUUCAUCACAUGACUGCAUGGUGAAGGUCUGGAACCAAGACAACGGAGCUUGUCUGGCCACCGUGUGCCUUGAUGGAUCUGGACCCCUUGCUUCCCUGGCUGUCUGUGACAGCUCCACGCUUCUCUGUGCCAGCUUCAACUCAGGAAUUCACUUACUCAGGAUAAACAGCAUUAAAGGGCUGGAGCUCCAGGAGGUGGCAACAUUCUGAUUCAUAGUGACCCUCUCUGCCCCAGACCAUCAUGGUCAAAAUCCAAAGCGGGAACCGCCUCUCUGGUAAACAAGGCUCUCAGUCGCUGGUAUUCAUUUCCCGGCUGACUAGGUUUAAUGGCCAGGCACCUGUAACGUCCCUAGCCCCAAAGCAGCAACAAUGCAGAGCCAGGAGGGUCAUCAGGUUCCAGUUUCUGAGAUUAUGGAAACUAGCUGCAUCCAUUUUUAAAGCCAAGUCCUAGAUGCAUUUAGGCCAAAUUUUAACUUGAAAUGAGCCUUGCACAUUUGAUGCACAAAAUCACAAGCGAACUAGUUAUAGGUCUAACAAUUGGUUAGAUGAGAAAGAAAGACACAAGAAGAGACUCUAGUGAAACAGGCUGCCGGCUUACAGGGAAGUGUGUUUCUGGGAACAUCCUGCUGACCACGGUGGGGUAGCCUCCAUUCUGUCGUGCAAGCAUCUAUUCCUUGCUAUGCU
Molecule: messenger RNA, 1648 nt
Organism: Caretta caretta (loggerhead turtle)
Lineage: Eukaryota; Metazoa; Chordata; Testudines; Cheloniidae
Gene: WDR31
Product: WD repeat domain 31
Molecular function (GO): protein binding
Source: RefSeq, a predicted model, not a curated record